Molecule: messenger RNA, 432 nt
Organism: Podarcis lilfordi (Lilford's wall lizard)
Lineage: Eukaryota; Metazoa; Chordata; Lepidosauria; Squamata; Lacertidae
Source: the annotation of a GenBank genome assembly
AUGGAGCAGGUGUUGUUACAGGUGCGGGUUCAGAGGAAUCCCUCUCGCCCCCGGGUUGCAACAUCUUGCCGCCUCACGCGGUUUUCCAAGCUGCGCGUUCAGAUGCAGAAGGCACUUUUGGCGAGUUCUCUUCUGAACAGCGUGGGAUUAGAGCAACCGAGAGACUGGGCGGGGGCUGGAGGGGGUCGGCGGGUUCCUCGGCGUAUCUGGGUCCGCGGCGGCGAUGGCGGAGCUCGGCUUGCCCGUGGGUUGGGCCGCGGGUUCAAGCGGCGCCCCCGACCCCGAGCUGGCCAAGGCGGAAGGGGCGACCUCGGCUGCCCUGGGGCAAGGGGAAAGGGACCCCAGCAGGCCCAGGCCCGACCCCGAGGCGUGACGAGGCCUGAGGCGAUGGCUGCUCCUUCCCCUCCGGGCUCCCCGCCCCUCCUCGCCUGA